This is a messenger RNA of Labrus bergylta (ballan wrasse), 5807 nucleotides long. RefSeq names its product T-box transcription factor 21 (gene tbx21). Gene Ontology annotation, cellular component: nucleus. Gene Ontology annotation, biological process: lymphocyte migration; cell fate specification; regulation of transcription by RNA polymerase II. The record is from RefSeq and is a predicted model, not a curated record. Gene Ontology annotation, molecular function: RNA polymerase II cis-regulatory region sequence-specific DNA binding; DNA-binding transcription factor activity, RNA polymerase II-specific. Lineage: Eukaryota; Metazoa; Chordata; Actinopteri; Labriformes; Labridae.
GCGGAGACUCCACAUGUUCGAUAAGACAGUCAGCUGCUCGGGUGAUAAAAAAAAAUAAAAAAAAGUUUGAACAUAAAUACUCUCUUGAUGGAUUUAUGUCUUAAUAUAAUUCUUUUUCACGGCUGAGACUGAAUCUUAAACUUUGUGGCCUGUCAGUGCGCUCCGGCUGAUUUUAGGUGAGGAUACAGAUCCAGACUGAGCUGCUUUGCGAUAUUUUUUUUAAUCGUAAUACUUUAAUUCAUCUGGACGCACGACAGGAGCCUUAUGACAUUACGCACAGACCGGGAUCGGGGCUGCAAAUGGGCGGUAUAGGUGGCAACCUCUACCUCAGCAUGUUGAAUGGGACUGAAACGCAAACUUUCGCAAAGAGCACCGACAUCAGCAGUCACCUGCACCGCAACGGGAAGGAUCUAGCCGAGUUUAAAAUGGGGAUUCAGGACGCGAGGUUCUACUACCCGGACUCUGUUCAGAGCGGGCAGGACGCUCUGACUCUGCCGUACCACUCGGAGCAGGCGGUGGGAGGAGGGUACGGAGCGCAGCCGGGCAGGUUUUACGCACAGACCCUCAGCAGCUGCCCCUACGGCGGCGUGCGCUCUCCGUCGAGAAGCGGAGCCGGGCAGGGUUACAUCUCGGCGGCAGGAGACGGGUUUCCUCCAGGCGGGAAAGACUUGUACUCUCCCUCUUCGGAGAAUUACCCGACAGGCUUUCAGCACGGCUACCACCAGCGACCGCCUCUCUACCCUCUACCUGGGCUACAGGUGUGCGGAAAGACGCAGGCGCUGCUCAAUAACUACCCGCUUUGGGCCAAGUUCCACAAGUUCCAAACCGAGAUGAUCAUCACCAAACAGGGGAGGAGGAUGUUCCCCUUCCUGAGCUUUAACAUCAGUCUUCUGGAUCCGACCGCUCACUAUAACGUCUACGUGGACGUGGUUCUGGCUGAUCAGCACCACUGGAGGUACCAGGGUGGCAAGUGGGUCCAGUGUGGGAAAGCAGAGGGCAACAUGCCAGGGAACAGGAUGUACAUGCACCCCGACUCUCCGAACACCGGGGCUCACUGGAUGAGACAAGAAGUUUCCUUCAGCAAACUCAAACUCACCAACAACAAGGGCAGCACCAAUAAUGUGGCACAGAUGAUCGUGCUCCAGUCGCUCCAUAAGUACCAGCCUCGUCUGCACAUCGUGGAGGUUAAGGAGGACGGAUCUGAGGACCCCUUCCUGUCAUCCAAAGCUCAGACCUUCAUCUUCCCUGAGACCCAAUUCAUCGCCGUCACCGCUUACCAGAACGCAGACAUCACUCAGCUGAAAAUAGACCACAACCCCUUCGCUAAAGGUUUCCGCGACAGCUAUGACACGCUCUACGCUCCUCCCGACUCUGACCGCCUCACCCCCUCCCCCACCGAGAGCCAGCAGCUGCUGACGGGGAGCUGCUACCCCCAGGGCUUCUUCUCCGAGCAGUACAUGAGCCCCCUGCCUCAAGGCCGCUUCAGCAUGGGCCAACAGCGCAAAGACCCCUCCCUGAGUCCGGGUCCUCACAGCCACUGGUACCUGCCUCCUCAGCAGGGCGUGACCCCCAACCGGCUGGACUUCGCCUCCUCGUACGACGGCGACUUCUCGGGAAACAGUUUCUACAAGCCGUUCCCCCUGCAGACGUCCGCUCACCACACCCUCGGCUACUACCCCGAGCAUCCUUUUGCUUCCACGAGCGUGUCAGGAGCCACGUCGGCGGGCUGGACCACCAGCCGGCCCACCCCUCAGUACCUCAGCCACUCGAGCAAGCACGGCCCCCUGGGCUGGUUCAGACCCAUAUCGUCCUCGUCUUCCUCCUCCUCGUCUUCCACGUCGCCCGGCAACCCCAGGCUGCACCCCCCCUCGCUCCUGGAGCCGCUGCAGACGCCCCUGCUGCAGGACAAACCCAAAGACUCUGCGGAGAGGGCGGCCGAGGACCCCUGGCUCGAGCCCCCCUCUGUGAAAUCAGUGGCCUCGGCCUCGGCCGACUCGGGCCUGUUCGAGGGCGUCGUCGGGGACAACAAGAAGAGGAGGGUGUCGCCGUACACGUCCAGCACCGAAAACUCCCCGCCCCCACGCAUUGGAGAAGUCUGCGAGAAAGACAGCAACAGCGACGCGGACUACUACGGCUACUACACCCACUGAUGACCCUCACUCAUAAACGACCUCGUGCAUCACCAGUCUCUCCCAGAAACCCUCCCAACUUCCUACUGGAAAAAAAAAUCCAAGAACAAGACCGCACAGUCUCCAAAAGUCUCCCUACUCGAAGUGUCAGGAGGAACUUUCAAGGUUACUGUCAAACUUCUCGUUGAACAGAAGUGGAAGUGACUGGGGACGCUGCCCUACAGUCACAUAAACACCAUGCGGACGAGCAGACCUGUGACUUUAGCCUCAGAAGCAUCUGGAGAUUUGGGGGUGGAAAAAAUGAUCUGCAUAUCUGCGUGCUGACAGACGCCUGAAGGGCUUGUCUGUUCUUCCUGCAUCAAACACUCUCUGUGUGUCUCUUCUGCUCUGUCUUGUCUCCGUCUCUUACUUCUCACCUUCAGCCACUCACACACACUCCAACAAAUAUGCUCACGUUCAUUCCCCCCCCCCGACCCCUUUCGCAGACAUUAUAUUUAACUCGCUCUCUUUCUCAUCAAUCAAUCAGGCCCUAUGUGUGUGCAGUGCAGCGCCCUCCAGUGGCCACUUAGGAGCAUAGCAUGCUGACAGUGCGGAGGCCGAGAGUUGUCUGAGUUAACUAAUGUCAGGAGGUUAAGAAGGUUUUAGUCUGCACAUGUUCUGAAGUGCUACUUGCUAAUCUUUCUCAAUCCAGCUAGGGCGAGCUUUUCUUUGUGUGUGUGUGUGUGUGUGUGUGUGUUCAGAAAUAGCAACUCCUCACACUUUACCAUCCAACAGGAAAUCGAUAGAAUGAAGGAUUUACUCUGCAGCAAAAAACACAGAGCUUGUCCCUGAAAUGAAAUUUGACAUCAUAGCCUACUGUCCACUUUAUGCUCAAAAACGAAAAUAUUCUUUCAGACGACUGAAUACAUUUUUUUUUGAAUCCGCUGACGAUCUAAACGCGUUAAAAAUAAAGCAAAGUUCACACACAAAGGAGUAAAUGGGGACGUGUUGUAGAAUAAAACUGUCCUGCAGCUUGAUUUGGAUUAUAAUCUUCAGGGUUACUCAACAUUUGGCAAAAAAAAAAACAGAACAAUUUUGACAGUAAAGAAGUCAUGUUGUGUUUGCAGAAAAAUCACAAUAUUUAUCUAAAGAUGUCUCUACAGUCUAUUAAAAAAUCCAACAUCCACCAACCUGUUCAGAUAAGAAGAACCAUUAUUAAUGUGGAAUAAAAGAGAAGAGGUCACGUUAUGAUCGCUACAAAGGGUAUCUGUCAUGUUUAGAGAUUUUCAGUGUGUAGUUGUUGUGAAAAUCCAAACUGAUAGACAGGUUGAAGAAAGAGGGAAGACUUUAUUGUUUUUUGUAAAGAUAAAAGGUGCUUUUAUAGUGAUUCAUCUGCUGGUCACAACCGGGCGUGCAUGUCAGAUUGUUGUUGACUCAGAGCCUCCCAGAUCUUAGGUGGAGUAGAGGAGUUUUCCAGCUUUUCAACCUUACGACACACAGUUCUGGUAAAGAACACCGGCAGCUUCAAAUGCAGUUUUGAGCGGCCUCUCACUGUUAUUUUGCAAAACUAGCAAUUCUUAGUAUCUCACUUGUCUAAUUCUGGGUCUGGAAACUGCUAGAUAUCAUCCAAGAAUACAUUUAAAGGUACAGUUCAAGAUCCAGCUGUAAAACUAGUCUCUCUGUCUCUUUGAGUAAAGGUCAAAUCUGGACAAAUGAUGUGAACUCCUGAUGAUAAAAUACGGCACAGACAUCCACCAAUUUGACACUAAAGUUCCUAAAAAGCUCAAACUUGAGGGCACAGCUCGACUGGAUAGAAGUUAACCAGACCAGCUGGACAGAGUAAAGAGGCCUCAUUAUAACAAAGCCUGCGCAGGCCUUUGCUUCAACCAGUCGAUGUGAAAACGCUCCUGUCACCACACACAGACAAAGCCACCGGAUCAAUAGCUGCAUCGAUAUCGACGUGACCGGAAAACAGUAUUGGCAGAGGGAAGCGUGACCGAUUUAAAUAUACAAACAAACAAACACACACACACAGAGAGAGAGAGAGAGAGAGAGAGAGAGGGUUCCUGUGCAUGAGAGGAAAAUCAUAUCAACAACAACUUAUAAUGUUUGAAUUAGUGAUAACAUUGUGUGAGAUUCUGCAGCUGCAGGUCCCCCCCCCUCCCCCUCCCCCAUACAGUAGCUGCAGCAGACGUGUGAAAAGUGGGUCAAUCAGAACGGCUCCACACACCUGCUGCAGGUAAACAGACGAGGCAGUAGUCACGGUAGGAACAGGAAGCACAAAGUGACCGGACAGGAGACACAGGAUUUCCCCCCCUCUGGUCCUCGGGGCGGAUCAUGUUGUGACAGCAGGGUGACAGAGGACCCGCUCUCCGCCCCGGUGACAGAGAUGAAGAGUGAGGCCGCAGUCGGCGCCAAUCAAAGAUCUGCUCCUCAGUCCUCGCCAGGUGUGCUAAUGGCGUCAGACAACACUGGGGGCGACAGUCAAACACUUCCUCUGGUGUGGAGCAGGCGGGGUUACUUCAGUCCUCGAUCAGGGGAUUUAAACACUUUAAAUAACCAGCAGUCAGGUUUUUUUUACAUAUAUUGAUUUACUGGUUAACAUUGGUGAACACAAACUAGAUACAUUAUUUCUGUACGUUAAAAAUGAAGCUAAAGCGAGGAGUUUAGCUUAGCAUAAAAACUUAAAGCAAAAGGAAACGGCUAACUAGCUUAGCAUUACAGAGUUCGUCUUGCAGGAAACCUUCAUUAGAGUGCAGCGUGUCAUUUUUGGACUUGAGCUUUUAUAAAAUAAAAGAAGCAAACAGUUCUGUGUUCAUGUUUGAGCGUGAAGGUGAACAUAGGUUUAAAAAAAACAAAAAAACAUUGACCUUUUUUCCUUGGAAACAUUUCAUUUAGGCCUACAGACGCAAAAAUGUAAGCUGAGCUAAUUUUAUAAAACGUUGGGGGCUUUCACUGAAGCUUCUGAAAAUAAGAGACAAUCAAAAACACGAUGCUGCAUGUACAAAAAUGUUCAAAUGCUUAAAAAAUUGAACUGAAGGGAAAGGUUAAUGUGGUGAUUUAAUGCAGGAAACAUGGUGUUUAACUUCUGCUAAAGAUGUGCUAUUUAGAAAAAGAUGAAGAUGCUUCAUGACCCUUAAGGAGGAUGUCAAAUGGACGAUUUGUUUUAAGUGCAAUUAACAAAAUUAAAUGAGUUUAAAAAAGAGCAGCGGUCUUACAAAAACAAUGUGGAGGAGUUUUAUUCACUCACUGGUUAAUGGACAUGGUCAGAUAUUUAUUUAAUGUGCUGUAGUUUGAGUCACUCCGAUUCUGCAUCGUUCAUGUGUGCAGAGUCUCCAGACACCUCAGGAACGCCCCCUGCUGGAUCAUCUCAGCACUCACAGUCAAUUUAAACUCAAGUUUAACCCUUUCAAUACCUCUGUUUCCCAUGAGUCUGUGCUCCCUCCCUGUCCACCUCAUGGCGAGAAAAGACUUUGUGAGUGAGACUCUGUAAAAAAGGAGCAAAGAGGGCGAGACGAGGUCGAGCAGGAAGUGUGUUUCUUUUUGUGUGUGUGUGUGGUCCAUGUGCACUGUUUGUGUCGAGGGAGAAAAUAACCUCAGAUGAAUCUUUCUUUUGAGAGCCGAUGAAAUGUGAUGCGUACAAAUAAGAGAUUUUCUGAAGGGUAAAAUUGUUAUUUAUUAAAAGGUGGCAUAAUUGUG